Molecule: messenger RNA, 1130 nt
Organism: Tricharina praecox
Lineage: Eukaryota; Fungi; Ascomycota; Pezizomycetes; Pezizales; Pyronemataceae
Product: HIT-like domain-containing protein
Exons: 2
Coding region: 160-792 (210 amino acids)
Molecular function (GO): catalytic activity
Source: RefSeq, a predicted model, not a curated record
UGGCGUCUGCCCAGUUGGUUGGAAGCGUCUGCCUAGUUGGUUGGAGGCCUACUGAUCGGCGGAUUGGAAGUAUGUACAUAAGGUACAUAACAAGCUCCCCCAAGCUUCCCCGCCAAACCCCGCCAAACCCCGCCAGCCUUUGUUUCCCCACACGCCACGAUGCCGCCACCACCAGUAACAGCCGCGGCCGCCACCGCGGCCGUCUACUUCUCUCAGUUCAUGGUAACGCAACAAGUGUUCUACCGCACGGCGUCCUCCUUCGCGAUCGUGAACCUCAAGCCGCUGCUUCCGGGGCACAUCCUUGUGUGUCCACUGCGCGUGGUCCCGCGCAUGCACGACCUCCGCUCCGACGAGGUCGCGGACCUGUUCCUGACCGUGCAGAAGAUCGGGGCCGCGCUCGAAAAGAUCUACAAGGCCGAGGGCCUCAAUAUCGCGAUACAGGACGGGCCGGUGGCCGGGCAGUCAGUGCCGCACGUACAUGCGCACAUCAUCCCACGCCAUAGAGACGACCUGCCGGAAGAUGCGAUCUACAAGAUGCUCGAGAGCGAUGAGGCCGAUAUCGGCCGCGCGCACGGGCAGGCGAGCGGUGUCGACACGCCGAGUACGCGCCAGCUGGCGAGGGACAUAGGGAAGGAUUUGGAUGGCGCCGGUGAACUGAGUAUGGACGCGCUGAAGGGCCGCGGACGGUUCCCGUCGGUCCAGCCGGAUACCGAGCGUCCUCCCAGGACUGAGGAGGUGAUGAAGGAGGAGGCUAAGUGGUUGGCCGGUAAGCUGGCGGCGAUGGGCUUGUAAUCAGGGUGACGGGUUGCGGGUGGCGGGUCGGAGUUGAAAUACCAUAUACAUGAAUGAUUUCUCCUAGAGCUUGGUAUGCGUGACUCUCGAGGGUUGGAUGUGUAGAUAACUCUCACGCAACACCACAUAGACAUGAAUGACUUCUCGCAGUGCUUUAGAUUCCCGCGGUUUGGACGUGCAUAUGACUAUCGCGAAAUACUACGUGUACACAUAAUGAGUUCUCCCAGAGCUCAGUAUUCGCGAGGGUUAGACGUGUGGAUGACUACCGCGAAAUACCACAUAAACAUGAAUGGCUUCUUCCAGAGCUUAGAAUGCGCGAGGAUGACUAUCGCGAAAUG